AUCAACAAAAGUUGUUUUGGUGUGACGUAAAUUAACUAUAAAACUAUUUAACAUUUAUUAACAAUUGUAAUAAGUUCCUGCAAUGUCUUAUGACCUAGAGCUACUCAAUUCAGGUGUAUAUAGUUACGAUUACUUUCAACAAGACGACGUAUGUCGAUUUUGUUUUAGUCGUAACGCUUUCACGGAAAUCAUAGAAUUAUCUUCGGAAAAUAACUUUAACACGAUAAAAACAGAUUUAGUCGAAAAGAUUUUAGACUGUUUAAAUAUAGACUUAUCUCACUGCAUCCAUCCAAAUAAAGCUUGCGACGAGUGUUGUAAACAAAUAAACAAAUUUCACUUCUUCAAAAAGUUCUGCCAAGAGACUGAUAGGAAGUUGCGUGAAAUAUUAAACAACAACAAAUCAGAUAAAUGCGAAAAUAUUAAACUAGAAAAGGAUAAUGGAGAAAUUGAAAAUGAUUCCCUACAUGAUUUAUACGAUGAUCUCAAUUCGGACGACUGUGAAAGUAAACAUGCGAAUAAAGCGAAAAUUAAAGUGUGGAAAUAUAAACCGAAACGGACCCCGACUUACUGUAACAUGUGCAUGGUAGACUGUGAAAACGCGGACGAAUUUAAAAGUCAUAAUUUUAAGUACCACGGUAUAGACAACGACGGGUCAUAUAAAUGUUUCGGUUGCGAGAAGAAAUUCAAAAAUAGAAAGUCGAGAUCUUCGCACGAAAUACACUUCUGUAAAGGACUUAAAGAUGGAUACAAGUGUAAUAUAUGUAACAGAUAUUUACCGAAACGUGGGAUGUUUGAGGCGCACAUGCGUGAUCAUAGAGAGAACGUCCCGAUACAGUUGCCGGAGGAAAUAUUUUACUGUCAGAAAUGUGACAAAUUAUUCAAGACGAUGGAGAAUUUAAAAGGGCACAUAGAACUAGAACAUGAUACAGAUAAAAAACAAUAUGUCUGCGAAAGCUGCGGCCGAGUGUUCAACAGGAAAGAUUAUCUGAAUAAGCACAAGCUUACACACACAGGGGAGAAGCUGCAUGUUUGCCCGCACUGCGGUUUCCGCGCCAGGCAGCGCUCUUCCCUUACUGUGCAUAUCCGAAAACACACAGGCGAGCGGCCCUACAGGUGCAACGUGUGUCCGCAGCGCUGUGUCUCCAGCUCAAACCUGAGAGCCCACCAGAAAAGACAUUUGGGGCUUAAAGUUCACGAGUGUAACAUAUGCAACAAGAAGUUCGGUUACAAGGUGAGCCUGCACGAGCACAUGUCGACGCACGCGCCCGCACAGACGCACGCGUGCGCGCAGUGCGGCGCCGCCUACGCGCACGCGCGCGGCCUGCGCAGACACGUGCGCGCCAAGCACGGCGCCGCAGACACCUAGCCUAUACGUUAUAUAAAUAUUAUAAACAC
Molecule: messenger RNA, 1395 nt
Organism: Vanessa atalanta (red admiral)
Lineage: Eukaryota; Metazoa; Arthropoda; Insecta; Lepidoptera; Nymphalidae
Product: zinc finger protein 816-like
Exons: 4
Coding region: 83-1366 (427 amino acids)
Biological process (GO): regulation of transcription by RNA polymerase II
Cellular component (GO): nucleus
Molecular function (GO): RNA polymerase II cis-regulatory region sequence-specific DNA binding; DNA-binding transcription factor activity; zinc ion binding
Source: RefSeq, a predicted model, not a curated record